AUGUGUUGCACUAUGUUGUUCAGGUUAAAGACUGAAAUAAAUCAGCGAUGUAAAGGAUAUAUAAGAUUAAUAGAAUAACUAGGAUUUCAGAAUAUGUAUAUUUUAGGUUAUCCACCGAAUUCACAAGAUGAUAAGAACAUGUUUAUAAAGAUUUAAGUUAGACUAGGUAGUGAUUGGAACUCAAAAGUAGAGUUGAAAAUCUAGGAAACAAUUUGA
Paramecium octaurelia is the source of this 216-nucleotide messenger RNA. The record is from the annotation of a GenBank genome assembly. NCBI's taxonomy places the organism in Eukaryota, Ciliophora, Oligohymenophorea, Peniculida, Parameciidae.